This is a messenger RNA of Epinephelus fuscoguttatus (brown-marbled grouper), 625 nucleotides long. Its product is annotated as lactose-binding lectin l-2-like. The transcript is spliced from 3 exons. The coding region runs from base 1 to 486 and encodes 161 amino acids. The record is from RefSeq and is a predicted model, not a curated record. Gene Ontology annotation, molecular function: signaling receptor activity. Lineage: Eukaryota; Metazoa; Chordata; Actinopteri; Perciformes; Serranidae.
AUGCUCUUGUUCCUGUUCAUGUUCGGUCUGGCUCUGGGUGCUGUGUCUUCAUCUGAUGACCAUCAAGGGCAGCUACAGCGUGGCACCUGUCCCAUGUUCUGGUUCAACUUCAACGGCCGCUGCUACAAGUACGUUGCCACACGUAUGACCUGGGCUGAUGCAGAACUCCACUGUGUGAGACAAGGAGCCAACCUGGUGUCCAUCCACAGUCUGAAUGAACACAAUUUCGUCCAAUCCCUGAUCAAGAACUUUGACCCUGCACAGGGAAGGACCUGGAUUGGACUCAGUGACAUCCACAAGGAAGGACGAUGGAUGUGGUCUGAUGGGUCUGCAGUGGACUUUUCCUUUUGGGCCAGAGGACAGCCAGACAACGCUGGAGGACGUGAACACUGUGGACACGUCAACUUUGGCUCAAAUCGGAGAUGGAAUGACCAUCAGUGCCAUAAUGCAUUCGCUUCUGUUUGUGUAUCCCGCAAAAUUUGUUAGCAGCAGAGAAGGACUCAGUGACUUUCCACCUGCUGCUCUGUAGUAAUGCAUUGACCCUGCAUGAUAAAGAUGCAAAUGUGUGUUUGUGCUUUCUCAUAUAUAACCCUACUUACGAAUAAAAUGGAUUGUUUGAUGAUAA